AAAGAGAAGAGGAAGGGAUAGGGAUACAGCACAGCUCGUCCGGCUGCCGCCAUCGGCCCCCCACCAUGAUCAAAGCCAUCCUCAUCUUCAACAACCACGGCAAGCCGCGGCUCUCCAAAUUCUACCAGCGCUAUAGUGAAGAUACACAGCAACAAAUUAUCAGAGAAACUUUCCAUUUAGUAUCAAAACGUGAUGAAAAUGUCUGUAAUUUUCUAGAAGGAGGACUAUUAAUAGGCGGAUCUGAUAACAAACUAAUUUACCGACAUUAUGCCACCUUGUAUUUUGUCUUCUGUGUGGAUUCCUCAGAAAGUGAGCUUGGUAUUUUAGACCUCAUACAAGUAUUUGUGGAAACAUUAGACAAAUGUUUUGAAAAUGUCUGUGAGCUGGAUUUAAUCUUCCAUGUAGACAAGGUCCAUAAUAUAUUGGCUGAAAUGGUCAUGGGUGGAAUGGUUUUGGAGACCAAUAUGAAUGAAAUUGUCACUCAGAUUGAUGCUCAAAAUAAACUGGAGAAAUCUGAGGCUGGUUUAGCAGGAGCUCCAGCCCGGGCUGUUUCAGCUGUAAAGAAUAUGAAUCUGCCAGAGAUCCCAAGAAAUAUUAAUAUUGGUGACAUCAGUAUAAAAGUACCAAACCUGCCCACUUUUAAAUAACAUGGCUACUCCAGGUAAUACCAAGGAAGAAAUGUAAUAGAGAUUUACUGCAUAAUUGUUUACUAAAUAAAACAUGUCUAACUUUACUGUUUGGAUAAAACUCAAGGUACUGCAUAGACAUAACCUGAAAAAUCCAUGUGUGGAGUUGAAUGUUGCUUUUGUCUUGUUUGUGAAAUAAAAGGAAAGGGGUAGUUCCCGUGUGAUUUCUAAAUUACAUUCCUAUGCCCUUGCAAGGCAUAUCACUGUGUCUCAGCUGCUGCAGUAUUUUGGGGAAGUAUUAAAGAUGUUCUUUACUUUGUAUAAACUACAAUGCUGAGGUUUUUUGUAUAUUCACCGAAGUCUAUAAUUAGUGCAUUCUUUAACUACUUCUGUUUGUCAUGAUUAUUUAAGACUUAAGUGCAAAUAUUGCAUGAAAACAUUUAAUUCAUGUUUUGUUUAAAUAAAAUCAUAACAAACUGGACUUCGAAAUACUCUUUUUUGAAGUCUACUGUUUGCAAUAAACCACGUUAUUUCCUCUUCAUGGAGCCAAUUGACUAUAUAUAAAUACUGUUGUAGCAGACAUUGAUAUCGUAGUUUAAUCUCUGAAGGGCUUACACAGGGGUAUUGUGCUGAACAUAUUGGCUCUUUACAUUUCUCACAAACACUGUUCAUUAUUAUACUGAAGGAAAAACUGCCUUUAUCGAAGAUCUAAUGACUUUUGUUUACAUAUACAUGUUGGUACUUACACAAUCUUAUAGACUUUCACUUUUCUGGGGGAAAAUAUGCCCUAUGAUUGCUCUGUGUUGUGAGAAGCACAGAAUGGGUUGAGAAGAUUAUAUUUGGGCAGCUCAAACCUGUACAUGACAGUCUAUCAAAUAAUGUGAUAAAGAAAGGCAUUCUGGAAAGAUAAAUGGGGAUACUUUAAUAGGGACUCUGUGCCUGGUGACAAUGUGAUUCUGUACUUUGAGAAUUGAAUUUAUGAGUCACAUAGUAUUGUCAAGACCUCAGAGAAGUCUAAGUUCUGUCACCUCUGUGUAAGUCGCUCAGCUCCUAAACUCUUCUAUGAUUUAAAAAACAUUAAAGGGGGAUAGUGAUUGUUUUUUAUAAUUAUGAUCUUAAGCUCUGUGUGAUGUACAAGUCUGUUUAAAUGAAUAAUAAAAAUAUAAUUGGGAUAUUUAA
This is a messenger RNA of Prinia subflava (tawny-flanked prinia), 1805 nucleotides long. RefSeq names its product adaptor related protein complex 3 subunit sigma 1 (gene AP3S1). Gene Ontology annotation, cellular component: intracellular membrane-bounded organelle; AP-3 adaptor complex; membrane coat. The transcript is spliced from 6 exons. NCBI's taxonomy places the organism in Eukaryota, Metazoa, Chordata, Aves, Passeriformes, Cisticolidae. Gene Ontology annotation, biological process: intracellular protein transport; Golgi to vacuole transport. The coding region runs from base 66 to 647 and encodes 193 amino acids. The record is from RefSeq and is a predicted model, not a curated record.